Molecule: messenger RNA, 1026 nt
Organism: Fusarium venenatum
Lineage: Eukaryota; Fungi; Ascomycota; Sordariomycetes; Hypocreales; Nectriaceae
Biological process (GO): rRNA base methylation
Molecular function (GO): rRNA (uridine-N3-)-methyltransferase activity
Source: RefSeq, a predicted model, not a curated record
AUGGCCAAAAGACGAAAACUGUCGAACAAGAAUGCGCCUGCGCAUCCAAAGAAGAAUGCUCAAAAGAGCAGACCAGAACAGAAGAAGCCCGCCAAUGGCCCCGCGAAGAAGGGUAAAGGCAAGAACCAGCAACCAGCCGAUGAUACACCCACAAUACCCUUUGAACCUCACCAUCGUAUACUCCUGAUAGGUGAAGGUGAUUUGAGUUUUGCAGCAUCUGUAAUUCGACAUCACGGCUGCGCAAACGUCACUGCGACUGUCCUGGAGAAGGAUGCCAAUGAGCUGCUGGCCAAGUACCCCCACGUUGAAGACAACAUUGCUGUGGUUCGCGGCGAUGCUGCCAAGCCCAACAAUGCCGACAAGGGAAACGAAGAAACAUCGUCUAAAGAAACAGAAGCCGGCGAAAGCAGUGGAGACGACCAGGACGAGAACAAAGACUCCAAUGGUGAAAGCGACAAUGAGGAAGAAGACUACUACGACUCGGAUGACCCAGACGCACCGCCCAGACCUAAGCGAAACCUCCCUCCCAACAACAAACUUCUCUAUAAUAUCGAUGCCACAAAGCUUCCAAACUCCAUUAUCCGUACGCGCUUCGACCGAAUCAUCUUCAACUUCCCCCAUGUUGGGGGCAAGUCCACAGAUGUAAACCGCCAAGUCCGUCACAACCAAUCCCUUCUCGUCUCAUUCUUUGAGCGCGCUAUUCCCGCGCUGGCCCCCGGUGCUGCAAUCGUCAUCACACUAUUCGAGGGCGAGCCUUACACCCUCUGGAACGUGCGCGAUCUGGCUCGCCAUGCUGGUCUGCAAGUUGAACGCAGUUUCCGCUUCCAAGCUCGUGCAUACCCUGGAUACAAGCAUGCCCGAACGCUUGGUGUCGUGAGAAAUGCAAAGGGCGAGGUGAGCGAGAGUGGAUGGAAAGGCGAGGAGAGGGCGUCGAGGAGUUUUGUGUUUAAGAGGAAAGAGGAUAUUGUCCCAGUGGUGGGCAAGAAGAGACGGAAGGACGAUGAUUCAUCUGACGAUGAGGACUGA